Molecule: messenger RNA, 831 nt
Organism: Microsporum canis CBS 113480
Lineage: Eukaryota; Fungi; Ascomycota; Eurotiomycetes; Onygenales; Arthrodermataceae
Product: methyl-CpG binding domain-containing protein 4
Exons: 1
Coding region: 1-831 (276 amino acids)
Biological process (GO): base-excision repair
Cellular component (GO): nucleus
Molecular function (GO): DNA binding; catalytic activity
Source: RefSeq, a predicted model, not a curated record
AUGGCAAAGGGUCAAAACACAUCGCCAUAUUUCAAGAGGAAACGUCCUGAUGUCACAUCUUGUCUCCCGUUUCCUUCCAUUUCAGCUGUUUCAUUUGGAUUAAUUCAAGAGAAGUUGGCCAAUGAGCCAUUUCGUCUUCUUGUUGCUACUAUAUUUUUGAAUCGAACCAGGGGCGAGGCUGCAAUACCUAUACUCUACAAUGUUUUUGAACAGUACCCGACAGCCGAAUCUCUUGCCAACGCUAAUGUUGAGGAGCUCGCCUCCUUAAUUCAACGACUGGGGUUUCAAAAUUCGCGAGCUAAAAAGUGCAUCACCCUGGCUAAGUCAUGGGUGGAAAAUAUUCCUGAAUGCGGGAAACGGUAUCGAAAGUUACAUUAUCCUAAUAAAUCUGAUGGCUUGGACGUUGGGUGUAAAGAAGUUCUGGCAGACAACGAUGCACGAGUUGCGUGGGAGAUUUGUCAUUUACCUGGGAUCGGACCUUAUGCUAUAGACAGCUGGAGGAUAUUCUGUCGGGAUGCAUUACGUGGCCUGGCAGCAGACUGGAAUGGAAAAGGUGCACCAGAAGGGUUCUUGCCAGAGUGGAAGUCAGUCCGUCCAAAGGACAAAGAACUGUGUGCUUUUCUGGUGUGGAUGUGGCUCAAGGACGGAUGGAUUUGGGACCCUCAAACAGGUACUAAAGUUGCAGCCAGCCGACGGGUCCUUCGGGUGGUUCAGGAUGGUGGCUUGGUUCUACAAAAAUCGAGCGGAAAGUGGGUUUUAGACCUCACUGCGAUUGGAGAGACGUCGCUCUCUAUUGACAUUGAGACUGCAAAGUUCGUCAAUUCUAUUUGA